AUUCCGAAUUCAGUUUAUCGUUUGCGGUUGAAGAGCACAGACACUGUAUUUAUUAUAACGUCCCCACAGAUUGAUUGUCAAUUAAUUUUCGAACUUGUUGUUCCCCAUCACCGUACUAAUCUAGAUUCAAAUCGUUUUUAAAAUGUCCUGGUACUAUACUCCUCGCCCCACCGUCUAUCCAGCGGAGGAGUUCGAUGCCUCGGCCGAUGCCAACGCACUGCGGAAGGCCAUGAAGGGCUUCGGGACCGAUGAGCAAGCCAUCAUCGACAUCCUGUGCGCCAGGACGAAUCAACAGCGCCAGGAGAUAUCAGAGGCCUUUACACGGGAACUGGGACGGGAUUUGAUUGAAGAUCUGAAAUCAGAACUGGGUGGUAAGUUCGAGGAUGUAAUCGUCGGACUAAUGCUGCCUCCAGCCAAGUACCUCUGCAAGCAGCUACACAAGGCCAUGGACGGAGUCGGGACCAACGAGAAGACGAUAAUUGAAAUUCUGUGCUCGCUGACCAAUGAGCAAAUGCACGAUGUGGUAGCUAACUACGAGGAGAUGUACGACCGUCCAUUGGCGGAGCAUCUUUGCAGCGAAACUUCGGGUAGUUUCCGCCGACUACUGACUAUGAUCUGUAUUGGAUCUCGCGAUCCUCAGGGCACCGUUGAUCCAGAUCUGGCCGUUGAACAAGCGAAUCAGUUGUACAAUGCGGGCGAAGGCAAGCUGGGUACCGACGAAGAAGUGUUCUACAAGAUCUUGGCUCACGCUAGCUUCGAUCAGUUGGAGAUUGUGUUCGAGGAGUACAAAAGUCUGACCGGACGUACGAUCGAGCAAGCCCUGAAGGCAGAACUCAGCGGAGAGCUGUACGAUGCUCUGAGCUCGAUCGUGGAAUGCGUCCAGAUGACCCCGCAUUUUUUCGCCAAAAGGCUACACAAAGCCAUGGAUGGCGUCGGAACAGACGACGCAGCGCUGAUCCGCAUCAUCAUAUGCCGAUCGGAGAUCGAUCUACAGAACAUCAAAGACGAGUUCGAACAAAUGUACAACAAAUCGCUAUAUAGCGUCGUCAAGGGUGAAACGUCUGGUGAUUACAAACGUGCCUUACUUGCACUCAUCGGUGACGCUUGAAGCAUCUCAGAAGCCCCAUCCAAAUACCAUCUAUAUGUCGAAAUUCUCAGAAAACGAAUCUCUGUGUGAAGUAUACGUCAUCGUUUCCUGAAGUAACUUAUUCAUUCUAUGCGCACAGUAUUCCGUUUGACUCACAUCCUCAAACUCAAGCUGAGCUGCAAAACUAAAUGAGUAAUUGCCGCAAGAAAUGAAUUGAAUUGAUGAAGUCUCAUCCAAACAAACUAACGCGUAGAACAUUCAUAUCUGUAUUUGUUAGUAAAAUAACUUAUUCGUUGUUGAGAAUAUUUUCCCUACAGCCAUCUGCGUAUGUGUAUUCAUCUAUGUCUAUAUCGCAAUAAAACGUUGUAAGCCAAGCAAAAA
Molecule: messenger RNA, 1468 nt
Organism: Aedes aegypti (yellow fever mosquito)
Lineage: Eukaryota; Metazoa; Arthropoda; Insecta; Diptera; Culicidae
Product: annexin B10
Exons: 4
Coding region: 143-1108 (321 amino acids)
Cellular component (GO): cytoplasm
Molecular function (GO): calcium-dependent phospholipid binding; calcium ion binding
Source: RefSeq, a predicted model, not a curated record